CUCGCACAUCUCAUGGUGUCGCAGGAACGACAAGAGCCAGCUGUGCCUAGCAGCAGCAGCAGCAGCGCCAAGCGCGCAGCCACGUCCAUGGACGCCAGCCCGGCCCCGCCGCUCCUCCUCCGCGCCCCCACUCCCAGCCCCAGCAUUGACCUCCCCGCUGGCAAGGACAAGGCCGACGCGGCGGCCAGCAAGGCCGGCGCGGCCGUGUUCGACCUGCGCCGGGAGCCCAAGAUCCCCGCGCCAUUCCUGUGGCCGCAGGAAGAGGCGCGGCCGUCCUCGGCCGCGGAGCUGGAGGUGCCGAUGGUGGACGUGGGCGUGCUGCGCAAUGGCGACCGCGCGGGGCUGCGGCGCGCCGCGGCGCAGGUGGCCGCGGCGUGCGCGACGCACGGGUUCUUCCAGGUGUGCGGGCACGGCGUGGACGCGGCGCUGGGGCGCGCCGCGCUGGACGGCGCCAGCGACUUCUUCCGGCUGCCGCUCGCCGAGAAGCAGCGCGCCCGGCGCGUCCCCGGCACCGUGUCCGGGUACACGAGCGCGCACGCCGACCGGUUCGCGGCCAAGCUCCCCUGGAAGGAGACCCUGUCGUUCGGCUACCACGACGGCGCCGCGUCGCCUGUCGUCGUGGACUACUUCGUCGGCACCCUCGGCCAGGAUUUCGAGCCAAUGGGGUGGGUGUACCAGAGGUACUGCGAGGAGAUGAAGGAGCUGUCGCUGACGAUCAUGGAGCUGCUGGAGCUGAGCCUGGGCGUGGAGCUGCGCGGCUACUACCGGGAGUUCUUCGAGGACAGCCGGUCCAUCAUGCGGUGCAACUACUACCCGCCGUGCCCGGAGCCGGAGCGCACGCUGGGCACGGGCCCGCACUGCGACCCCACGGCGCUCACCAUCCUCCUGCAGGACGACGUGGGCGGGCUGGAGGUGCUGGUGGACGGUGAGUGGCGCCCCGUCCGGCCCGUCCCGGGCGCCAUGGUCAUCAACAUCGGCGACACCUUCAUGGCGCUGUCGAACGGGAGGUACAAGAGCUGCCUGCACCGCGCGGUGGUGAACCAGCGGCGGGCGCGGCGGUCGCUGGCCUUCUUCCUGUGCCCGCGCGAGGACCGGGUGGUGCGCCCGCCGGCCAGUGCUGCGCCGCGGCGCUACCCGGACUUCACCUGGGCCGACCUCAUGCGCUUCACGCAGCGCCACUACCGCGCCGACACCCGCACGCUGGACGCCUUCACCCGCUGGCUCUCCCACGGCCCGGCCCAGGCGGCGGCGCCUCCCUGCACCUAGCGAGCCGGGCCAAGGCCGUCUCUUUCGCCCCACGUGCGCGCCCAGCUGGGCAGGUGGCCAGACACGCGGCCCGCGGGCCCCGCGCCGCCUUGCCAUUUUUUGACGCUGGCCCUACUGCUGUGCUACUAGUGUACAUAUGCAAGAGUACAUAUAUAUAUAUAUAUAUACGUAUUUUCUAUAUAUUAUAUAUAAAAGCAAGGCGGCCCGGUGCCCUUCUCUUGUUUUGUC
This is a messenger RNA of Zea mays, 1494 nucleotides long. Its product is annotated as gibberellin 20-oxidase 3. The coding region runs from base 13 to 1266 and encodes 417 amino acids. The record is from RefSeq and is marked validated. The transcript has 3 exons. Lineage: Eukaryota; Viridiplantae; Streptophyta; Magnoliopsida; Poales; Poaceae.